Phalacrocorax carbo (great cormorant) is the source of this 5052-nucleotide messenger RNA. The record is from RefSeq and is a predicted model, not a curated record. NCBI's taxonomy places the organism in Eukaryota, Metazoa, Chordata, Aves, Suliformes, Phalacrocoracidae.
UGGCAGCCAGAUGUGCUGAAACUCCUGACGACAGCAUCUAUUCACUGCGUGUUUUUAAUAGGCUUAGAGAAAUAUGAGUAGAGUACAUGAAAGCAGCUCAGCUUCACACUUCAGCUGGGAAUGCCCAAAAAGCUUACUGCUGUUUAGAAUUCUUGCUACAGUCAGGAGAAAGCCGCACGGGUGCUAAAUCUUCUACGACUGAAUUAGAAGAAUAAUGACUGUACAAUUAACUAUCAGCCCCUGCUCAUUUAGGCACAGUUUUUACAGAGAUCAGGAGAAAUAUGGAACUUGAUUGGCAUGUUUGCAUUUGAUGGUGUGUACAAAAUAGAUGACUUUUAAGACAGGUGGUGAAGAAAAAUAGAAGGGAAGGAAAGAGAGAAAAUGCAAUUUGAGACACUGCGCCAGGUCUGCAAUUCUGUUUUAUCUCAUUUCCAUGGGGUUUUCUCAUCCCCUCCAAAUAUUUUACAAAAUGAUCUUUUUGGACAAACGCUGAACAACACUAGGAAAAGAAGUCCAUCAAUAUCAAGAGAACAGAACAGAAGAUACGACCAAAGGGACGAGAGAGACGAAUAUUCACAGUAUGCUACAUCAGACAGUGCGAUGCCCAGGUCACCAUCAGAUUAUUCAGAUAGGCGGUCACAGCGUGGACCUCAGUUAUAUGAAGAACCUGAACUGGGUGAUUAUAGAGAUUCCAACAGAAGGAGUCGCAGGCGUUCCAAGGAGUAUCCGGUAGAAGAGGAAGAUGCACAAAACAGGGAAGAAUAUGAAAGGCAGCGGAGGGAGGAGGAAUACCAGGCACGAUACCGAAGUGAUCCUAAUUUGGCUCGUUACCCAGUCAAGCCACAACCGUAUGAGGAGCAAAUGCGUAUCCAUGCUGAAGUGUCCCGAGCACGUCACGAACGGAGACAUAGUGAUGUCUCACUGGCAAAUACUGAGUUGGAGGAUUCUCGGAUGUCUAUGCUGAGGAUGGAACGACCAUCAAGACAGAGGUCAGUGUCUGAGCGCAGGGCUGCCAUGGAAAACCAACGUUCAUACUCUAUGGAAAGAACUCGAGAGGCUCAGGGACCAAGUCCCAAUCGUCAGAGGACCACAAACCAUAGCCCUCCUACACCUAGGAGGAGUCCAAUUCCUCUGGAAAGACCAGACAUGAGGCGCUCUGAUUCAUUAAGGAAACAACACCAUUUGGAUCCCAAUUCUGCCGUACGGAAAACAAAACGUGAAAAGAUGGAAACCAUGUUACGGAAUGAUUCACUCAGCUCAGACCAGUCUGAAUCUGUCAGACCUCCACCACCAAAGCCCCAUAAAACAAAAAAGGGAGGUAAAAUGCGCCAGAUUUCAUUAAGUAGCUCAGAAGAAGAAUUGGCAUCCACUCCCGAGUAUACGAGUUGUGAUGAUGUAGAGAUUGAAAGUGAAAGUGUUAGUGAAAAAGGAGACAUGGAUUACAACUGGUUGGACCAUACGUCUUGGCAUAGCAGUGAGGCAUCCCCAAUGUCUUUGCAUCCAGUAACUUGGCAACCAUCCAAAGAUGGAGACCGUCUCAUUGGCCGGAUUUUGUUAAAUAAACGACUAAAAGAUGGAAGUGUGCCAAGAGACUCAGGAGCAAUGCUUGGAUUGAAGGUAGUAGGAGGAAAGAUGACUGAAUCAGGUCGACUCUGCGCAUUUAUCACCAAAGUUAAAAAAGGAAGCUUAGCUGAUACUGUGGGGCAUCUUAGACCAGGUGAUGAAGUAUUAGAAUGGAAUGGAAGGCUACUACAAGGAGCCACCUUUGAGGAGGUGUAUAACAUCAUUUUAGAAUCCAAACCUGAGCCACAAGUGGAGCUUGUUGUUUCAAGACCAAUAGGGGACAUUCCCAGAAUACCUGACAGCACACAUGCACAGCUGGAGUCCAGUUCUAGUUCAUUUGAAUCUCAAAAAAUGGACCGACCUUCUAUUUCAGUGACUUCUCCUAUGAGUCCUGGCAUGUUAAGGGAUGUUCCACAGUUCUUGUCUGGACAACUUUCAAUAAAACUGUGGUAUGACAAGGUUGGCCAUCAGUUAAUAGUGACAAUUUUGGGAGCAAAGGAUCUUCCUUCAAGGGAAGAUGGGAGGCCAAGGAAUCCUUAUGUUAAAAUUUACUUUCUUCCAGACAGAAGUGAUAAAAAUAAAAGAAGAACAAAAACAGUAAAGAAAACAUUGGAGCCUAAGUGGAAUCAGACAUUCAUUUAUUCUCCAGUUCAUCGGAGAGAGUUUAGAGAACGAAUGUUAGAAAUUACUCUUUGGGACCAAGCACGAGUUCGAGAGGAAGAAAGUGAAUUUUUAGGAGAGAUUCUUAUUGAGUUAGAGACAGCAUUACUAGACGAUGAACCUCACUGGUACAAACUUCAAACACAUGAUGUCUCGUCAUUGCCACUUCCCCAUCCCUCACCAUAUUUGCCACGCAGACAGCUCCAUGGCGAGAGUCCCACACGGAGGUUACAAAGGUCCAAAAGAAUCAGUGACAGUGAAGUCUCUGAUUAUGACUGUGAUGAUGGAAUUGGUGUUGUUUCAGAUUAUCGACACAAUGGGAGAGAUCUUCAAAGUUCAACGCUAUCAGUGCCAGAACAAGUUAUGUCAUCUAAUCAUUGCUCUCGAUCAGGGUCCCCUCACCGUGGAGAUAGUAUAGGACGGACCAGAUCGUGGUCUCCCAGUGUCCCUCCCCCACAAAGUCGGAAUGUGGAUCAGGGACCACGAGGGACUCGAUCUACUCCUGCGCAUUACAAUACCUUGAACCGAAUGGAUAGACACCGUGUUAUAGAUGACCACUACUCCCCGGACAGAGAGAGGAAUUGUGAAGCAGCAGAUAGACAGCCAUAUCAAAGAUCCAGAUCAACAGAGCAACGUCCUAUGCUAGAGCGGACCAACUCCCGCUCCCGAUCCACAGAGCGUCCUGACUCAAACCUCAUCAGGUCGAUGCCUUCAUUAAUGACUGGAAGAUCUGCCCCUCCUUCACCUGCCUUACCGAGGUCACAUCCUCGAACUGGGUCUGUUCAGACAAGUCCAUCAAGUACUCCAGUAGUAGGGCGAAGAGGCAGGCAGUUACCGCAGCUCCCACCAAAGGGGACGUUGGAGAGAAGUGCAAUGGAUGUAGAAGAGAGGAAUCGCCAAAUGAAAAUGAGCAAGUACAAACAGGUAGCAGGAUCAGAUUCCAGGCUGGAACAAGAUUAUCAUUCUAAGUAUCGGUCAGGACGGGAUCCUCAGCGAGGCUCAGACAAUGUUUCCAACAAGUCUUCAGACAGUGAUGUCAGUGACGUCUCCGCUGUGUCACGGACAAGCAGCGCCUCACGUUUCAGCAGCACAAGCUACAUGUCUGUCCAGUCAGAGCGUCCAAGGGGAAACAAGAAAAUAAGUGUCUUUACAUCCAAAAUGCAAAGCAGACAGAUGGGCGUCUCAGGAAAGAACAUGACUAAGAGCACCAGCAUCGGCGGGGACAUGUACACACUGGAGAAGAAUGAUGGCAGCCAGUCGGACACGGCAGUGGGCACUGUCGGUGGUGGCGGCAAAAAGAGACGCUCCAGCAUCGGUGCAAAGAUGGUCGCCAUCGUGGGUCUCUCGCGAAAAAGCCGUAGCACAUCACAACUCAGCCAAACUGAAGCAGGGGGCAAGAAGCUGCGGAGCACUGUCCAGAGGAGCACUGAGACAGGACUGGCUGUGGAGAUGAGGAACUGGAUGACCCGUCAGGCCAGCCGGGAGUCAACGGAUGGGAGCAUGAACAGCUACAGCUCUGAGGGGAAUUUGAUUUUCCCUGGUGUGAGGUUGGCUGCAGACAGCCAGUUCAGUGAUUUUCUGGAUGGACUUGGUCCUGCCCAGCUUGUAGGACGACAGACUUUGGCAACACCGUCUAUGGGAGAUAUCCAGGUGGGAAUGAUGGACAAGAAAGGACAACUGGAAGUAGAAAUAAUCCGAGCCCGUGGCCUUGUUGUAAAACCAGGUUCAAAGACACUGCCAGCACCAUAUGUAAAGGUGUAUCUAUUAGAAAAUGGAGUCUGCAUAGCCAAAAAGAAAACAAAGGUAGCAAGAAAAACGCUGGAACCACUUUAUCAGCAACUUCUAUCAUUUGAAGAAAGUCCCCAAGGAAAAGUUUUACAGAUAAUUGUUUGGGGAGACUAUGGACGUAUGGAUCACAAAUCCUUUAUGGGAGUGGCACAGAUACUUUUAGAUGAACUGGACCUGUCCAACAUGGUGAUUGGGUGGUUCAAACUCUUCCCUCCUUCUUCCCUAGUAGACCCAACAUUAGCUCCUCUCACUAGAAGAGCUUCCCAAUCAUCUCUUGAAAGUUCAACAGGACCUUCGUAUGCUCGCUCAUAGCAGCUGUGAAACUGUUGUCAUAGCAACCAGCGUUACAAAAAAAUAAAAUUACAGGUCGCAAACCCUGGUAACACUGCAUGCUUAAUGUUGUGUCUUCUGAGCCUGUUUCUAGGGCUGCAACGCGAUCCUGUGUUCUCAAGGAAGUUGCACACAUUGUGCCCUACGGAAGGCCCUCAGGUGAAGGACUGAAGUCAUGAAGAACUGAUAGGUUUGGAGUUCAGGGACACUCAGUUUUGGUCCAAUCUGAAGCCAUGGACUAAACUAAAAGAAUCAAUCUGUUUCAUGCAACAAAAGUCCUUUUUAAUGGCAUAUCUGUUUUGUUGCUCCCGUUUCUUUAUUUAUCUGCCCUCCCCUCCUAAAGCUUGGUUAUGCCACAGAAAUGGAGUUACCCUCCCAUGAAGCCAUGUUACAAGUCAGUGGAUUAGCAGACACUGGAAGAAAAGAAGAAUGUAAGGAUGCUGGAAAAGUCAGCUGUCGUUUGAAACAGUUGCUUGAGAUCCGAAAACUCUUCAUACAGAAAAGGUUCAAGACUUAAAGUGGCGGGCUUCAUACCUCCAGCUAUAGAUACAGUGAAACCCCAGAUGUGAUGGACUCUCUGAAAAAUAAAAUUCUGUGGAUAUACCGUACUGUAUGAAAUUAAAGAAACUUUUUUGCAUGGACACAGAUUUAGCUGAACACUUAAAUUAUUUUCUUGGGGCUGCAACUUGCAAAAAAAAAAAAAAUAAUAAA